UCAAACGGAAAAUAAAACGAUCGACGCCAGUUUAGCGCCUUGCGGAUUUUAAUUAAUUUUGGAGCGAGAGGAAGAAGCAUUUAUAUGUGUAUAUUUCGCGAAACUUGCUAAAAAUAACAUUUUAAAAGUUCAAUGCAACUUCGAAAAGUACAAAAAGUUAACAAACGUAUACAAGCGUCAGUUUUUGUGUAAAACAAAUUGUCGGCUUUAAAAGCAACGUCGAAACAAAUUGAAAAAGGAUCUACAGGUUGCGAACAUCUGCACCAGGUGCAAAAAAACGUGAAGGACUUCUGUCGUUUAUUGGUAUCUAGAAAAUUCGCAUAAGUCAAUCAUCAUGAGUAAGGACAUUUACUAUUCGGAUAAAUACUACGAUGAAAAAUUCGAAUAUAGGCAUGUUGUGCUACCAAAGGAACUUUCAAAAUUGGUGCCCAAAACGCAUUUGAUGACGGAGCACGAAUGGAGGUCUAUUGGUGUGCAACAAUCUCGCGGUUGGAUACAUUACAUGAUACAUAAACCAGAACCGCAUAUUUUACUAUUUCGCCGACCAAUACAACAGUAAUAAUUAUACAUUACAUUACCAUACUAAUUAUAACAAAUCAACAGGACCAGUAACCCACCACGUUUUGCUAUUGUUAAGAUCUCGGGCGUGCUGCACUGCCAUAAGUUAAUUAAAAAAUAAUCCAACAAAGUUAAUACUCUUAAUAAUUGCGUUCGCUGUUCAUUGAAAAACCAACUAUGCGCAUAAGAAUAGUUAAAUUAAACAGUAACUCGCCUUUGUGUAUUCGUAUUGAAAACUCCGUUGUACAAAAUGGCUAAUAAAUUGUAAAUAUAAAAGAAAGAGGCGUGUGCCGGCCUGCCUGUUGACUGUUCAAUAGCAUAGAUAUUUGUAACCUGAUCAUGAUUGCCAUAUAUUGUAUUUUGAAAGCCAUCACGGUCUGCAAAUAUUUUGAAUUUUUGAACAUACUCGUAUUACUACUAUUUAAGUUCACAUUUGGAUUAUGUUCAGUUGAGUCUAAU
Bactrocera latifrons is the source of this 1017-nucleotide messenger RNA. It is a transcript of the gene Cks30A, whose product is annotated as cyclin-dependent kinases regulatory subunit. Gene Ontology annotation, molecular function: ubiquitin binding; protein kinase binding; cyclin-dependent protein serine/threonine kinase activator activity. Gene Ontology annotation, cellular component: SCF ubiquitin ligase complex; cyclin-dependent protein kinase holoenzyme complex. Gene Ontology annotation, biological process: regulation of mitotic cell cycle. Lineage: Eukaryota; Metazoa; Arthropoda; Insecta; Diptera; Tephritidae. The transcript is spliced from 2 exons. The coding region runs from base 335 to 559 and encodes 74 amino acids. The record is from RefSeq and is a predicted model, not a curated record.